Molecule: messenger RNA, 3417 nt
Organism: Anthostomella pinea
Lineage: Eukaryota; Fungi; Ascomycota; Sordariomycetes; Xylariales; Xylariaceae
Source: the annotation of a GenBank genome assembly
AUGUCUGGCCCAGCAAAGCAGAAAAAGCAGCAGUCGUUGACCUCCUUCUUCACCCCAAAGGCAACCGUCAAUGGGCUAGCAGCAAGUCUGCAGAGGUCCCAGAAUAAAAGCCAGGACGAAUCGCCCACCGGCAAUGCCAAUGAUUCCUUCGAGAGCUCCCGCAAACGCCCACUCGGCGAAGACACCGACAAUGGCAAUGAUACAACGUUGAGGAAGAAGUCGAAAGGGAGUUUCCCCGAUGGCCAGAGCAGCUUCUUCGGCAAGCCCGCGACGGAUCCUGCCCCAACAAGUCCCAGCAGGCCAGGCGUCCGAACAGAACGAUACCGAUACGACGAGUCGAGUUCGCACGACAGGGAGCCCGUGGCUGCAGAGGAAUGGUACAAAGAGGAUGCGCUCGAAAAGAGUAAGAAAGAGGAACUGCAUCGCAAGUUCGUCCAGAAGCUGGGCCGCCCCGACAGCAUAGCCCAGAUUAAGCGGCGGAACUGGCAAGGCGAUGACGAGACACAAGGCGCCGAGAACGAGGAUUGGGAAGAUGGCGACGAGGAAGAGCCAGAACCGCCGGCCAAAACAAAGAAAAAGGGGGCCAAGACUGGGAAACUUACUCCCAUGGAAAUUCAGGUCUUGGACAUCAAGAGGAAGCACAUGGAUACGCUAUUGAUCGUCGAGGUCGGCUACAAGUUCAAGUUCUUUGGCGAGGACGCCCGCGUAGCUGCCAAGGAGCUGAGCAUCGUCUGCAUACCGGGGAAAUAUCGCUUCGACGAGCAUCCCUCAGAGGCGCACCUCGAUCGCUUUGCCUCUGCGAGUAUCCCCGUUCACCGACUGCCUGUACAUGCGAAGCGACUGGUGGCAGCCGGCCAUAAAGUCGGAGUCGUACGACAGGUCGAGACUGCGGCAUUGAAGAAAGUUGGAGACAACAGGAACGCACCCUUCACGAGAAAGCUUACCAAUGUCUACACCAAAGGCACAUAUGUCGAUGAGAUUGGAGAGCUCGACCAGCAACCGGACUCAGGUGCUCCAGCCGGCGGUUAUCUACUAUGUAUUACUGAGUCGAAAGCUAAAGGAUGGGGCACCGAUGAGCGAGUCGAUGUUGGUAUCAUUGCAGUACAACCCGCAACUGGCGACAUUAUAUACGACAACUUCGAGGACGGCUUCAUGCGGAGCGAGAUCGAGACUCGACUUCUGCACAUCUCACCAUGCGAAUUUCUAAUUGUGGGCGAGCUCUCGAAAGCAUCCGACAAGCUGUUGCAGCAUCUGUCAGGCAGCUCUACAAACGUCUUCGGUGACAGAAGUCGAGUGGAGAAAAUACCCAAGUCCAAGACAAUAGCGGCCGAAGCGUAUUCACGCGUUACCCAAUUUUAUUCCAAUAAACUCAAAGGUAACGAGGGCGACGAGACAGCCAGUGCCCUUUUGGACAAGGUGCUGAAACUGCCGGAGCCGGUCACAAUAUGUCUAUCGUCAAUGAUCAACCAUCUGGAAGAGUACGGUCUCGAGCACAUAUUCGACCUUACCAAGUACUUUCAAUCGUUUAGUGCCCGUCAGCACAUGCUUAUCAAUGGUACAACGUUGGAGAGUCUGGAGGUGUAUCGCAACCAGACUGACCACACCGAGAAGGGCAGUCUGUUCUGGGCCGUGGACAAGACCGUGACUAGGUUCGGUCAACGGCUUCUCCGUAAAUGGAUAGGCCGCCCGUUACUCGACAAAGACAGUCUCGAGGAGCGAGUGGCCGCAGUGGAGGAACUACUCGAAAAUACCUCGACCGUCAACGUUGACCAAAUCGAGCACCUCCUGAGGAACACCAAGACCGACCUUGAACGCAGUCUCAUUCGAAUCUACUACGGCAAGUGUACGCGGCCGGAACUCCUAGCUGUGCUUCAGACCCUUCAGAAAAUAGCUACCGAAUACGCCGGCGUCAAGUCACCUGCCGACACAGGCUUCAAAGCGGCCGCCGUCAGCAAUGCCAUCGCCUCCUUGCCCAGGAUUCUACCAACCGUACUUUCGUACCUCGACCGCAUCAACGCCGACGCCGCGCGCAAGGACGACAAGUAUGCGUUCUUUCGAGAAAACGAGGAGACGGAUGAAAUCACCGAUCACAAGCUAGGCAUCGCAUGCGUAGAGCAGGAACUCGACGCCCACCGCAAAGACGCCGCCUCGAAGCUGACCAAGAAGUCCACCGUGACCUACGUGACAGUCGCCGGCAUCGAGUACCUGAUCGAGGUGCCCAACACAGACCUGAAGCACGUGCCGGCAUCCUGGAUGAAGAUCAGCGGCACCAAGAAGCUCUCGCGCUUCCACACGCCCGACGUGGUGCGCCUAGUCUCGGAGCGCGACCAGCACAAGGAGGCCCUCUCAGCCGCCUGCGACACAGCCUUCGUCGCGCUCCUGAACUCCAUCGCGUCCGACUACCAGCCCCUUCGCGACGCCGUCUCGGCCCUCGCGACGCUCGACUGCCUGCUCUCGCUCUCCAAGGUCGCCGCGCUGCCGGGCUACACGAAACCGACCUUCCUGCCCUCCGACAGCCCGCCCACCAUCGCCGUCGAGGGCGGCCGCCACCCCAUCGCCGAGCAGACCCUCACCACGUCCUACAUCCCCUUCACCACGACACUCGCCUCCCCCGCGCCCCUCGCGCACCUGAUCACGGGCCCCAACAUGGGCGGCAAGUCCUCCUUCGUGCGCGCGGUAGCGCUCCUAGUCCUCCUCGCCCAAACAGGCUCCUUCGUGCCCGCCACCUCCCUCCAGCUAACCUUGACCGACGCCAUCCACACGCGCAUGGGCGCGCGCGACAACCUCUUCGCCGGCGAGUCCACCUUCAUGGUCGAGGUCUCCGAGACGGCCCGCAUCCUGCGCGCCGCCACCCCGCGCUCCCUCGUCGUCCUCGACGAGCUCGGCCGCGGCACCAGCACCCACGACGGCGCCGCCAUCGCCCACGCCGUCCUCCACCACGUCGUCGACCAAUCCCACUGCCUCACCCUCUUCAUCACGCACUACCAGAGCCUCGCACGCGUCGCCGACGGCCUCGGCGGGGGCCGCUGCCGCAACGUCCACAUGCGCUUCACCGCCACCCGGAGGGAAGGGGGCAAGUCCGGUCGGAGGCGACUGAUAGGAGGGAAUGGGAAUGAUGGCCGCUCGGGAGACGAAGGGGAAGGGGACGAGGACGAGAGAGACACAGAUGGGGAUGAGGAGAUCACGUUCCUAUACGAGGUCGGCGAGGGCGUGGCCCACAGGUCCUACGGCCUCAACGUCGCGCGGCUGGCGCGCAUCCCGCGCAAGGUGUUGGACGUGGCUUCGAAAAAGUCAAGAGAGCUCGAGGAAGAGAUGAAACUACGAAGGCUGGGUGGCGCGGCGAGAUUGCUGAUGGAUGUACUGGGACACGGUCCUGAUCAGCUGGACCAUCUCAUAGCUAGUAUUGAGCAACUGUAA